GCAGACUUCAAUCCCAUCAAGUCACUCUUUCAGGUCCCAAGAUUAUAAUCAUAAGCUACUAAAAGCUAAUCUAAUCUUGGACUGCCGACUUCCAGAAUUACAUCUUUCUUUUCUUGGUGCAAUAUAUUAUUGGCCUUCUACUUGCUUCGAUAUUUUAUCUGACAAAGUCUAAGUCAAAGGUUAUAUAUUAUGGGCAAUUCAAUGCGAGAAGCAAUACAACAAAACGUCAUUUACCGCCAAUACGUUUUUCUAAUUUUACUUACACUCCUUCACGGAUACUAUAAUUUUAUACGCCUUGAUGGGUGGCUUCGUGGGACCAUAGGUUUUCUUAAGGAAACUGUAACAGUCAUUGUCGUUGGCCAGUUUUACUUGGGUAAUUAUUACGCAAGUUGUGAUAAGAAACGCCAUAUUGCAGAACGAAAUGUACGACAGGCUACACAUGCAGCAAAUACUACUGGCAUUGUCUUUAUUGCACUUGGGCUAGUUUGGGGCUGCUACAUACUAACAACAAACAACCACGACAACGAAGAUGCAUUUAAUAUCAUGAAUAAUAGGUUAUACCUUAUUGUUCUUAUGACAAUGGCAUUUUUUAUUCAGCUUUGCUUUUUAAAGCCUGGUAUUAACGAGCUUGAAUUUUUUGUAUAUAUUUUAAGAUAUCCAUGGCGCUUUAUCUGGCCAGCUCAAUGGAAUGAAAUCUUUAGAGGCAAUGAGAAUAAGCAUUAGAAAAGAAAACCUCAUAUUGCUCCGGUGUCGAGGUUAACUAAGGAGAGCGAGUAUUGUCCGACGCCGCUCUCGUGGACUGCCGAGAAUAUCAACGAACCUAUCGCCAAGCUGUUACCGGACAAAGGCGCCGAGGUUUGCUCUAAUGGUCAUGAGAAUCGUAUGCCGCUCUCGUGGAGCGCUCUGAAUGGACUUGAGGUGAUUGUUGAACUGUUGAUAGACAAGGGCCUAGGUUGAUUGGAUGAGUAGUUCUAGAAAGACAAGCUUAUGGGGGGCUAGAGAGAAUGGGUAUGGUAAAGUCGAACUGCUACUCCAGGCUAUAGGAGGAGCCAGAUUGCAUGAAUUUUUGGGCAUUCAGC
Trichoderma asperellum CBS 433.97 is the source of this 1079-nucleotide messenger RNA. RefSeq lists its product as uncharacterized. Lineage: Eukaryota; Fungi; Ascomycota; Sordariomycetes; Hypocreales; Hypocreaceae. The record is from RefSeq and is a predicted model, not a curated record.